Messenger RNA from Trypanosoma rangeli, 429 nucleotides. RefSeq lists its product as uncharacterized. The transcript has a single exon. Gene Ontology annotation, cellular component: elongin complex. Bases 1 to 429 code for a protein of 142 amino acids. Gene Ontology annotation, molecular function: protein-macromolecule adaptor activity. Lineage: Eukaryota; Euglenozoa; Kinetoplastea; Trypanosomatida; Trypanosomatidae. The record is from RefSeq and is a predicted model, not a curated record. Gene Ontology annotation, biological process: ubiquitin-dependent protein catabolic process.
AUGUCAAAGAAGACGCGUACUCUGCCUCCACCAGAGCAGGUCAUUGCCGCGCCGAUUGUGUUUGACAAUUCUUAUAUGGUUUGCUUACGCUCUGCGGAUGACCGUCUGUUCCUGGUAGAUCGCAACUGCGCCAUGGUGAGUGCGGUGAUUAGGAAUUCUAUGUGGAAGGGGCGGCGCAACAGUAACGGCACCAGCACCAGUAGUGUCACAACCCCCCAAAACACGCCUGUGGUGACAACCAUUGGGGCUGAGAAGUACGAGACGAUCACAUUGGAUGAGGUGGGUGGAGACCUGCUGGAGCUUGCACUGGAGGCGAUGUACUUUAAGUACCGGUACGAUGGCGACCCCGAGCGGCGUCCACUGGAACCGCAACACUCUCCAGAGGACAGGCACAAGCUGGCGGCCCUGAGUGCAUUGCUGGAUAUGUAG